This is a messenger RNA of Lactuca sativa (garden lettuce), 1959 nucleotides long. Its product is annotated as lysine histidine transporter-like 8. The record is from RefSeq and is a predicted model, not a curated record. NCBI's taxonomy places the organism in Eukaryota, Viridiplantae, Streptophyta, Magnoliopsida, Asterales, Asteraceae.
AUAACCUCCUCAAGACUUCACAAUCCAACUGCUCACCAAAGCUAAAACAUCGGGCGCGAACUUGCACUCGAACUAGACAUGGAAGACAACAAGGAUCAUGCAAGAUCCAACCUACCAACCAAGUCAUCCGUAGACUCACCACCAACCUCCGGCCCUUCUUCACUAAUCCACUCUCCAUCUCUAGUUCGUUCACCCCUCCUCCAGUCACCAGACCAGCAGUCGCCGGACCACCCAGAGGCCCCGAAGCCAAAAACCGGCCCCAAGAUCUCUUUUAUAAGCAUCCCGCCACCAAGCCACUCGCCGUUCAUGUCACAAACUCCAUAUGUACCUGGUACACCAGAUAGGCCGAUGACGAUGCCUCCUAGUGGGGCUAGGACUCCCAUGGCUUAUAUAAGGUCUAGGAAUUUGACACCGAGGUUUCUAACACCUUUGGGUAGUCCUUUGAGAAAAGCUCUUCGGAUCACUAAAUUAGAUCCCACAGAUGCAUGGCUGCCGAUUACUGAGUCGAGAAAUGGAAAUGCUUAUUAUGCAGCUUUUCAUACGCUUUGUUCUGGGAUUGGGAUUCAAGCACUCAUUCUUCCUGUCGCUUUCACCAUCCUUGGCUGGGCGUGGGGAGUCAUAUUGUUGACAUUGGCAUUCAUAUGGCAACUUUACACUUUGUAUUUGCUUGUAAAUCUCCAUGAAGAUCAUGAAACUGGAGUGCGAUACAGUAGAUACAUGCAACUGGCAAAUGCAACCUUUGGUGAAAGGUUAGGAAAAAUUCUUGCCUUAUUUCCGACCAUCUACUUAUCAGCCGGUACAUGUAUAGCGUUGAUCAUCAUUGGCGGGUCAACGUCCAAGAUAUUCUUCCAAGUUGUGUGUGCGUCCACUGAUUGUAAAGCACAAACACUAACGGUGGUGGAAUGGUACCUAGUGUUCACUUCUGGUGCAGUGCUCCUAUCGCAACUCCCCAAUCUCAACUCCAUCGCUGGUAUCUCACUCAUCGGUGCAAUCACAGCCGUCGGAUACUGUACCACUAUAUGGUUGGUGUCAGUAACAAAAGGCAGACUUCCAAAUGUGUCCUAUAAUCCUAUUAGGAUUGGUAGCGAAGUGUCCAAGAUUUUCGAUGUCCUAAAUGCUCUUGGGAUUAUUUCUUUUGCAUUCCGAGGCCAUAAUCUUAUACUUGAAAUUCAGGCAACCAUGCCGUCUAGUGAAAAGCAUCCAUCAACAGUACCAAUGUGGAAAGGUGUGAAAGUUUCGUAUACGAUUAUUGCCAUGUGUUUAUUCCCACUUGCAAUUGGAGGUUAUUGGGCUUACGGGCAUUUGAUUCCACCUAGUGGCAUGUUGCCAGCUCUAUUCGUUUACCACUCACAAGACCUGGCGAAAUCAGUUCAAGCAUUAACAUGCGUACUAGUGAUCAUCAACGCUCUUAGCUCAUUUCAGAUCUAUGGAAUGCCAACCUUUGAUGAGUUGGAGUCGAUAUAUGUAACAAGGUUCAAGAAGCCAUGUUCAUGGUGGCUUAGGGUGAUCAUAAGAACAUCAUUCGGAUUCACUUGUUUCUUUGUGGCUGUGGCAAUCCCAUUUCUUGCAAGUCUGGCUGGUUUGGUUGGUGGUAUCGCUUUACCGGUGACAUUGGUGUAUCCAUGCUUCAUGUGGAUAAAGGUUAAAAAACCAAAGUUCUAUAGCUUCCAAUGGUGGCUAAAUUGGGGACUUGGUAUUCUUGGAACAUGCUUAAGUGGGCUUUUGAUUGCAGCUGGGGUUUAUGUCAUUAUUGACAAUGGGAUCAAGUUUAAUUUCUUUAAGCCAGAGUAAUGUGACUAUGUGAGUGAAAUUAGAGUGUGUAAAGGACCAAAUUGCCCUUGGAUCCUUUCUUUUCAACCCAAUUUGUAUGUAUUUAAUUGUCUGUUUUGAGGGUGUAGUUAGGCAACGAUGUUUGUUCAACGACUCUCUUAUAUCAAUUGUUUUUUUUUUUUCUGGUAA